AUGGGGAAUGCAGCUGAUAACAAGUUCACUUGGGUUAUUAAGGAUUUCUCCCCUUUGAAAUCUAUGCAAAUACAUUCUGAAAAAUUCGUGGUCGGUGGCUGCAAAUGGCGUCUUUUGGCCUAUACCAGUCAUGUGCUUAACAGUCGCACAACAUAUUUGUCUCUGUAUCUGGACGUUCCUGAUUCUGAAACUUUGCCUUUUGGAUGGAGAAGACACACGAAAUAUCGCCUCACUGUUGUGAAUCAACUGUCGGAGAAUCUCUCUCAAGUGAAAGAAUCUCAGCAAUGGUUUGAUCAAAGUAUUUCUGGUCAUCCAGAGAUAAUUCCCUUGAUCAAACUUUAUGACAAAGAUAGUGGAUUUCUGGUGAACGGAGAUCUAAAGAUUGUUGUUGAGAUAGACGUUCUUGAACUUAUUGGAAAUUUAGAUGUUUCUGUGAAAUCUCCAGAGGUAACCCAACCUCUAAAAAGGAUAACGCGAGAGGAUGCUGUGGUAUCGAAAUAUUUGGUCAAGGAAACUUCAUCAGUAAAGGAAAUCAUUGAUGUUCAAGUGCUUCCUUCACAGGUGGAAUUUGUUAGCCGUGUUUUUAAAAAAUACCCGGACAUUGCAUCACAACUCGGAGCAAAGAACGAAUCUCUGAGGACAGCAGGCAUGUAUGUCUUCCUCAGCCUAAUCAAGACAUUGUGCAAGUCUCUGCAAGAGCUCACCGACGAUGAUCUGAUAGAGGCAGACAAUGCUCUAACAUACCUGAAAUGUUCGGGAAUUAAGUUGGAUUGGUUGGAGCAGAAGCUGGAGGAAGUAAAGGAAACGAAGAAGCAAGAGCAGAUUGGUGAGUGUAGGAUGCAAGAAUUAGAUGAAGAUCUGAAUGGCGUUAAGCAGAAUUGCUCAGACAUUGAAGCCUUGUUAGAGAAAAAGAAGGAAGAACUGAAGAGCUUUAAGCAGAAGUGGUCAGACAUAGAAGCUCUUUUAGAGAAAGAGAAAGCAAAGGUGGUUGCUGCCAGAGCUCCUACUCUAACGUUAGAUGAAGUUGUCUGA
This is a messenger RNA of Arabis nemorensis, 1032 nucleotides long. NCBI's taxonomy places the organism in Eukaryota, Viridiplantae, Streptophyta, Magnoliopsida, Brassicales, Brassicaceae. The record is from the annotation of a GenBank genome assembly.